Acomys russatus (golden spiny mouse) is the source of this 844-nucleotide messenger RNA. It is a transcript of the gene Coq10a, whose product is annotated as coenzyme Q10A. Lineage: Eukaryota; Metazoa; Chordata; Mammalia; Rodentia; Muridae. Gene Ontology annotation, molecular function: ubiquinone binding. Gene Ontology annotation, biological process: cellular respiration; ubiquinone biosynthetic process. The transcript has 5 exons. The coding region runs from base 56 to 772 and encodes 238 amino acids. The record is from RefSeq and is a predicted model, not a curated record. Gene Ontology annotation, cellular component: mitochondrion.
AUGCUUGAGUUUGCUUGCGGCGAUAGCGUUGCCCCAAAGGCAGCUGGCACUUCGGAUGUGUCCUUCUUUUUUCCCCAUCCCCACCCCUGGCCCUGUCCUCAGCCGCCCUCGACCUUUCGCACUCGUGACUGGCUGGCCAGCUCGCCCGGCUAGCUGCAGCAGGUUUCUGAUUUCCUGUGACCUCUUCUUGCCUCGCGCCGCCCAGGUCUUGGCAGCCGAGGCUGGCCUACCUCCCAGUCGUUCCUUCAUGGGAUUUGCUGCCCCCUUCACCAACAAGCGAAAGGCUUACUCGGAGCGUAGGAUCAUGGGGUACUCGAUGCAGGAGAUGUUUGAAGUGGUGUCCAAUGUCCAGGAGUAUCGAGAGUUUGUGCCGUGGUGUAAGAAGUCGCUAGUGGUAUCCAGCCGUAAGGGUCACCUGAAAGCCCAGCUGGAGGUCGGCUUUCCACCUGUCUUGGAACGUUAUACCUCUGCAGUCUCCAUGGUCAAACCACACAUGGUCAAGGCUGUCUGCACUGACGGCAAGCUCUUCAACCACUUAGAGACUGUUUGGCGGUUCAGCCCUGGCAUUCCUGCCUACCCUCGAACCUGCACUGUGGACUUCUCGAUUUCCUUUGAAUUCCGUUCUCUGCUGCACUCCCAGCUGGCCACCAUGUUUUUUGAUGAGGUGGUAAAACAGAACGUUGCUGCCUUUGAGCGCCGGGCAGCCACCAAGUUUGGUCCAGAAACAGCCAUCCCCCGUGAACUGAUGUUCCACGAAGUGCACCAGACUUGAGACAAGGGACUGUCCCCUUUCCUCCACCCCCUGUUCCCACCCAAUUUUUAUUUAUUUGGUUUGGCUCUUGCU